AUGGGAAUAACCCAAAGUGUAGAGACAGUUUCAGUACUUGCAGCAGGAGAAGAAGAUUCUCCAUUUGCAAUUAGAAGGCAUCCUCAAUGCAAGAAUGGAUUAGCUUUAAUUCCACCUGAAUUUCCGAACAUGCAAAAGUUUAUGCUUUCUACUUUCAAGAAAUACGCAGAUAGAAAGUAUUUAGGAUAUAGAAAGAAACUCAAUGACAAGGAAUUUGGCCCGGAUUUCAUCUGGAAUACAUACGCCGAUGGUUUGACAGCAGCUCGCAACCUUGGUUCUGGACUUUUUGAGCUUGGUUACUGUGUUGGUAAAACACUUGGCGUAUAUUCGGCCAACUGCAAUGAAUGGCUCCAUGCAAUCGAUGCCUCUAGCUUGUUUGGCUAUGUCAUUGUCUCUCUCUAUGAUUCCCUUGGCCCAGGAGCCCUCAACUAUCUCCUUGACCACUCUCAAAUGGAAGCUGUCAUCGUUUCACAGGCAAAUUUCGAAAAAUUGAUGAAAAUUGCCCAAGAUAAGCCAUAUAACCUCAGAUUGAUUAUUGUUAUUGGCGAAGUACCAAAAGGAAAUUACAAUACAAACAUCAAGCUCAUGUCAUUCAACCAAGUUAUCGAGCUUGGAAAGAGCCAUCCUCAUGAACUUCCUGAAAUCGAUUCAGAAGCACCUCAUUUCAUUUGUUACUCGUCAGGAACAACAGGUAAUCCAAAAGGUGUAAUUAUUUCCCAUCGUUGCAGCGUUUCAAAUAUUAUUGCCGCCCAAAAUGUUAUUUGCUUAGAAGAUCCAACAAGGCAUUUGUCAUACUUACCACUUGCUCAUGUCUUUGAGCGUUCAGCCGUUGGCAUUGUCUCUUCUGUUGGUGGAGCAAUUGGUUUCAUCAGUGGUGGGCCACAAAACAUCAUCGCUGAUAUGAAGAUCCUCAGGCCUACAUUUUUGGCUGCUGUUCCUCGUGUCAUGAACAGAUUCUACGAAUCAAUUACAGAAAAAUUAAAGAACUCUACCAUCAAGAGAGGCGUUUUCUGGGGCGCUUGGUACGCCAAGAAAUACUUUAUCAACAAACACAUUCCAACAGGAAUCUUGGAUAAGAUUGUUUUCAACCAGAUCAACGAAAUGAUGGGAGGCUGCAUCUCCCAGUUCGUUGUUGGUGGCGCUGCUAUGGACAAGUCCAUUCAAGAGAUCCUCCAAGUCGCUACAGGAAUUCCUGUCAGAGUUGGUUAUGGAUUGACAGAAGCAGGCUCAGGAAAUGUCUGUUCACCACGUGAUAUCCACAACAUUAAGUGUGGAACUAUUGGUGGCCCACUUAUCAAUGUCGAAAUCAAGCUUGAACCAAUCGAAGAUUACGAUGAUCCUCUUUGCGGCCAGAUUUUGAUUGGCGGACAAUGUUUGUCAAGUGGAUACUUCAGAGAUGAAGAAGCAACAAAGAGAUUAUUUGUUGAUGAUACUCAUACUUGGAUCAAGACAGGAGAUGUUGGUAAAUGGGAUAAUGAUGGUUACUUAUCCAUUGUUGAUCGUAUGGGAUCAAUCUUCAAACUUUCUCAGGGUGAAUACGUUGCUGCCGAAUCAUUAUCUCAAGUUUACGAUAAAGCGCCAUUUGUUUCUCAGUCAUUCAUCUAUGGUGAUGCCAAGAGAACUUAUUUGGUCGCAGUCAUUGUUCCAAGAAAGGACGAUGUUGCAAAGUUCUUAGGAAAGGAUAGAAUUUCUGAAGAAGAAUUUAGAGAAGCUUGCAAAAACGAGGAACUUAAGAAGAUCAUUCUUGAAAAACUUAAGGAUGCUGCUACAGAGAACAAGCUCUUCGGUUACCAGAGAAUCAACAAAGUCUCUUUAGAACCAGAAGCUUGGACACUUGAAAAUGAGUACUUGACACCAACAUUCAAGCUGAAGAGGAAGAAACUCGAAGUCAAGUAUCGCGACGUUAUCGAGAAGUUGUACGCAGAGGACGAAAAAUAA
This is a messenger RNA of Trichomonas vaginalis G3, 1938 nucleotides long. Its product is annotated as long chain fatty acid--CoA ligase family. The transcript has a single exon. Gene Ontology annotation, molecular function: long-chain fatty acid-CoA ligase activity. The coding region runs from base 1 to 1938 and encodes 645 amino acids. The record is from RefSeq and is a predicted model, not a curated record. Gene Ontology annotation, cellular component: endoplasmic reticulum; membrane. Lineage: Eukaryota; Parabasalia; Trichomonadida; Trichomonadidae.